AUGGUUAAAUAUAUAACCGCCCGCGAGUUGCGUCGGCAUUGGGUAAAUCACCUUGAAAUUGCCCUCCUCGACGUCCGCGAAGAAGGCCCCUAUUCCGAGUCCCAUCCACUGUUCGCAUUGAGUGUGCCAGUCUCGGAGAUUGAAAAGAAAUUGCCCCCAUUGGUCCCUCGAUUGUCGGCCCCGAUUGUUUUUUACGACGAUGGGGAAGGUUAUGUAGAUCGAGCUGCCGCCCGGAUAUUAGCCAUGGGGUAUCAGGAUGUUGCAAUCCUGGAAGGUGGGCUCUCAGGCUACGCCCUUGUUGGCGAGGUCUAUCGCGACGUCAAUGUGCCAUCCAAGGCAUUUGGCGAGCUCGUCGAAUCCAUCAACCAUACCCCAUCCUUAUCUGCCCGGGAUGUCAAGGAUGUUCUGGAGAGCGAGAGCGACGUGGCUGUUUUGGAUGCCAGACGUUUUGAGGAAUAUAAUACAAUGAGCAUUCCUCGUGGGCGCAGUUGUCCAGGGGGGGAACUUCUGUAUCGCUUUUUUGAGGCUGUACCAUCUCCAGAAACCACAGUCGUCGUCAAUUGUGCGGGUCGAACGCGGAGUAUUAUUGGGACCCAAACUUUGAUCAACUCUGGAAUCCCGAAUAAAGUGGUUGCGCUCCGAAACGGGACGAUCGGGUGGACACUGGAGGGGUUGGAACUGGAGACUAAAAAGACGGAACGGGUUCCACGGCCUUCGGACGAGGCUUCGAAAAAGGCACAAAAACGUGCUGAAUCGUGGGCCAAUCACGUCGGUGUCUCUUCCAUUGAUGGCAAUCAGCUCGCUAUAUUUACUGCAGAGUUGGGAAACCGAACGCUGUACCUGUUAGACGUGAGAGAUCCCGAGGAGUACGCCCUCGGACACCUGGCUGGCUUCUCCAAUGCCCCUGGUGGUCAGUUGGUACAAGCCACCGAUGAAUGGGUCGGUGUUCGAGGGGCUCGCAUAGUUUUAUACGACAAGGACGGUGUGCGAGCGCGCAUGGCAGCCAGCUGGCUCUUUCAACUCGGAUGGGAGGUGUAUGUCUUGGAAGAGCAACCCCGAGUGGCUGAUGGACUUCCUUUACCUAAAAUCCCUUCGUGGCAUUCUUCAAAGGACGGUGCUAUCACGAUCGAUGACCUCCAAAACCUCACAGCAGCGACAAUCGUCGAUCUCGCCCGCAGUUCAUCUUACCGGAAAGGCCAUAUUCCAGGCGCAUGGUUUGCUUCUGGACCCGAACUGGCCCGAGACUUAAGAGCUAUCGAUGGUGAUGGCCCCAUCGUGCUGACCUCACCCGAUGGUGACGUCGCUGCUAUGAAUAUUGACGAUGCACGCAAUUCAGUCUCGCGCGAAGUUUAUUAUUUGGCGGGAGGGACAACAACCUGGGUAGCUGCCGACCAUCCCCUCGAGACCGACACGCGGUGGCUGUCGCAGCCAAUUGACGUGUAUAAGCGGCCGUAUGAAGGGACAAGCAACGGUCGCGAGGAUAUGCAAGGGUAUCUCGACUGGGAGUAUGGGCUUGUCGCACAACUUGCGAACGAUGGGGUGGCAGGGUUUCAUGUUGUGCGGGACUCGCGUGGCGGGCAGGGGAAGUUGAAUUGA
Molecule: messenger RNA, 1596 nt
Organism: Penicillium griseofulvum
Lineage: Eukaryota; Fungi; Ascomycota; Eurotiomycetes; Eurotiales; Aspergillaceae
Exons: 1
Coding region: 1-1596 (531 amino acids)
Molecular function (GO): thiosulfate-cyanide sulfurtransferase activity
Source: RefSeq, a predicted model, not a curated record